Leucoraja erinaceus (little skate) is the source of this 3277-nucleotide messenger RNA. RefSeq names its product peroxisomal biogenesis factor 11 alpha (gene pex11a). The transcript has 4 exons. Lineage: Eukaryota; Metazoa; Chordata; Chondrichthyes; Rajiformes; Rajidae. The record is from RefSeq and is a predicted model, not a curated record. Bases 147 to 896 code for a protein of 249 amino acids. Gene Ontology annotation, cellular component: peroxisomal membrane. Gene Ontology annotation, biological process: regulation of peroxisome size; peroxisome fission.
GUCGCUGCAAGAUGUCCGCCGGCGCUGCGGCCCGGCCUGGGAGAGCGGGGCCGUAGAGGCGGGUCAGUGAAGCCCACACGUUCAGCAAAUGUUUUCUUUCUCGUUGUACCCAAGCUCCACUGGUCUCUGCUGCCUCCCAAACCUCCAUGGAUUCCUAUGUAAAACUUGCCUCCCUCAGCCAAGGAAGGGACAAGAUUUUCAGAACUACUCAGUAUGCAUGCAUAUUACUUAAUUGUCUCAUUCACAAGCAUGGCAGCAACAAGGAGCUGGCUGCCAAACUUAAACAUCUGGAGUCUAACUUGAGUUCAGGACGCAAGUUAUUUAGGUUGGGUAACACAGUGGAUGCAGUCCAGACAGCCAGAAGGAACGUUCAGAUUUCAGACCCCGUGCUACGGUUUUGUCUCACUGCCAUCUCCCUCAGUCGGGCUCUGUACUACAUCUGUGAUAAUAUUCUCUGGUCCGGCGCAGUGGGACUUGGUGAUAUUGAUAAGGAGAAGUGGAGCAAGCGAUGCAACCAUUACUAUUUUUUCUCACUAGUUGUCAGCCUCGGUAGAGAUGUCUAUGAGGUUGUCCAGCUCAUGAAAGAAGAAGUGCUUGUCCAAAAGAGGCAAGCGAGCAAAUCCAUAAACAACCUGGAAAACAAUCGUGCGCAGAGAGAGUUUGACUGGAUAGCAAGGAUCAAGUCCAAAGCUUUCCUCGUGCUGCUUUUCCAAAUCGUUGGGAACAAUCCUCCUGUAUUGCUUGACAUUGUUAAAAAUCUCUGCGACCUCACCCUCCCGCUAGACAAAAUGGGCAUCUGCAAAACCAAUUCUGGUGUGGUUGGCUUCUGUGGGCUCCUGUCCUCAAUCCUCUCAAUUCUAGCUUUGAUGCACCCAGCACUGAAGUUGAAAGCAUGAAUAAACCCUGCUCUCCCAGAAGAAUAAGAAUUUUCUUAUUUCUCUGACAGAAACAUCAACAUGUGUGUGAAAUGGAAAUAGUGUUUUCAAUAUGUUUUCUGAAAAAAUUAUAAGCUACAUUGGUGGAUUAAAAUUUUGCUCAGUGCAACUUUGAUUCUCUAAAUCUCUGAGCAAUGAUCUCCAAUGUGUGCUAUCGCAGUGAACCUGAAGCCUUAUUGAUCAAAAUCUCGCAUCCUCCUGUCAUGGGCAAAUAAAUCAAUUAUAAGUUAAUGUGAAGCCAGGCUCAGAUUUGCAAAAUUCCAUUUGGGUACAAAGGCAGACUGGAAGUGCACCAAUUUAGUUUUGCAACUUUACCAGGGUACUGAUCCUCUAAUUCAUGUCUGUUUGUCUGAUCUCGCACUUCUAUGCUGUUCUACGUUUUUAUUAAUCUCUCACCUAGGCAAGGUAAAUAUAAAGAAAUUUGACAUUUACAUUUGCUGGAUAUUAAUAACAAGGCUUCGGUCUUGAGAUUGAGGUGCUUGAACUCUGGAAUUAUUAAAUGCUAAUGCAAAAGGUGUUAUCACGAUCAAGAUUGCAGUAUGUUCACGAAGUAGCUGUGGAUACUGGUAUUAACUGAAGAUGGACACAGAGCUGGAGUAACGCAGUCUGAAGAAGGGUCUCGACCUAAAACGUCACCUGUUCUUUCUCUCCAGAGAUGCUGCCUGUCCCACUGAGUUACUCCAGCUUUUUGUGUCUAUCUUCAAGAUUGCAGUGCAUGGCAAGGUAUUAGGGAUAGGUGUCUGAAACUGGGUGUUAACACCUUCAGUUUUGUGCUUGUAGUCAGUAAUAGAAGAGGAUUGCCCCCUUGUGUGAUGUGAUAUCUGGUUCAAUCCAUCUGAGAAACCAAUUUUAUUCAGCAAACCUCCCCAACAAUUCCAUACAGAGAUAUUUCUAAAGUUUUACAUUUGCAAAGAACUUUCCGAACUUCUUAAUACCUUUGUGCCCUACUUCAUUCUUUGCUUUGGUAUGGAGCUAUUUCUUGUUCUUUAUUAUCUUACUGUUCAAGGUUUAUUCUUUAAAUAUUCCUGUUUUUGCCUAAAAAGCUUGUUUUUUUUACAAGGUCAAAUCUGAAAUUUCGUUAAUUUACAUUAAAGCAUUGUAUAACUUUAGCAAAUGUGCCUGAAGGAGAAAGCUUAUUUUUUGCAAUACCCAAAUUAUCAAAUAUGAUGGGAAAUAUGGUGGCAUAGCACUAGAAUUACUGCCUUGAAGUGCCAGAGACCCGGGUUCGAUCCUGACUGGGUGCUUGUCUGUACAGAGUCCAAAGAUGAACCGGUUUGUAAGUUAGUUGGCUUGGUAUAAAUGUAAAAUUGUCCUUAGUGUGUGUGUGUGGAGUAGUGUUAACGUGCGGGGAUUGCUGGUCGGUGCAGACUCGGUGAGCCGAAGGGCUUGUUUUCGUGCUGUAUCUCUGAACUAAAACUAAACUAAAUAGUCAUCUAAAACGGUUUGGGGUCUGUUGAGAGAAUUAGUCACUUGUGUGACUGAAUUAUUGCAAGCUUGUGUUCCCCUCAAUUUCAAAAACAUGAAAUCCCUAAUCCCAUGCCAUAUAUUUCAAUCUGGGUUGUGACAGCUUGUGCAGAAGCAUUUCAUAGUUCUAGACCUCUUAAUAUUUUCCCCUCACAUUUUCUCUGUUAUAUUCCUUGUGGAGGUGAUUAUGGAAGAAUUUCUGUUGCACUUGUCUGCUGAAGAGCUGGGUCUAUAAUUUUUGUGUUCUUGUGGGGAAAGUGCCUUACUAUGACUUGCCUGCAAAUGAUCCAACUACAGGAGAAAUAACUGUGUUUAAUACAUUGGUGACGAGUGGCUGGAUAAUGUUUUUUUUUUUUGAGCUUUUCUCAUGACUUGAAUUUGCAAACCUUUAGUGAAAAUGUAGAAAUAUUUGGGAGUUCCACUUUUUGAUAUGGGGCUGUCUUGUAUGAGGAAAUGCGUCUGAGUUUGGAAUAUUUAUAAGCUCUUAUCAGAAACCUAUUUGUUUACUGAAACCCUAUGCAAUAAAAAAAAAACAUGUGUAAUAUUAAAUUAAAGGUUCCAACAGAAUGUUAACAUUUUUUAGUUGGGAACUUUACUUGAACAUGGUGUAGCUUGCGAAGGGAAAGUGUUAAAACAUAAAGACUAACUAUGCAACCCACAUUCUGGUGUAGCAAGAUGUGAUAUCAAGUUUUUGAUGCAAUAGCAAUGUUAAUUUCUGUAUCCUAAAUUAGGAAGAAACUAAUUUUCAUUGAUUGCUGCAAACCAAUGCUGCUAUAUUUGCUGAAUAGUUCUACUGUUCUGUUUGUGCUCUAAUAAAUUAUUUGUCACAACAUUUGUUUGACUUAUUUUUAUUUUAAAUGCAGUCACUCUUAAUGUCG